Molecule: messenger RNA, 1047 nt
Organism: Talaromyces proteolyticus
Lineage: Eukaryota; Fungi; Ascomycota; Eurotiomycetes; Eurotiales; Trichocomaceae
Product: zinc binding dehydrogenase
Exons: 1
Coding region: 1-1047 (348 amino acids)
Molecular function (GO): oxidoreductase activity, acting on NAD(P)H
Source: RefSeq, a predicted model, not a curated record
AUGUCCCCCAAAAACCGCGCAUCCUGGCUCCCAGCCCCAAAAUCCGCUACCAACGUCGUCGAAUCCGCCCCUUACACCUCCCCAACUACCAAUGAACUCGUUAUCAAAACUAAAGCAAUCGCACUGAACCCAGCCGACGUAGUCAUCCAGCAACUCGGAGUCCUCAUACAGCACUAUCCCGCGAUUCUCGGCUGCGAUGUUGCCGGCGAGGUAGUCGAAGUUGACCCCUCUCUGGCAGAUAGGUACGAGCUCGGCAAUCGCGUUAUCGGCACUGCUAGCUGUCUGGAUACCCGCGAUGGCAAGUAUUGCUACGCGGGAUUUCAGGAAUAUGUGGUUCUGAAGGCUCCCCAGAUAGCGAAGAUCCCCGUUGAUGUGUCCUAUCAGGACGCCGUGGUGUUGCCAUUGGGGAUACUUGCCUCUGCGAGUUCCUUGUUUGCAGUCGGCACGCUUGCAUUGAGUAUCCCAGAUGCUGCGAAGCCACCGCAUGGUGGUGGUGGUCUGGGUAAGACGGUGGUUGUGUGGGGGGCUAGUAGUAGCGUGGGCUCUUGUGGUGUGCAGUUGGCUGCUCAAGCAGGAUAUGAGGUUAUUGGGGUUGCAAGUGGGAAGAAUCACCAGAUGGUUAAGAGUCUGGGGGCUGCGGCAUGCUUCGAUCAGAAUGAUCCUAGUAUCGUGGAUAGUAUGUUGAGUUACUUGCAAGGGAAACAGGUGGAGGGUGCGUUUUGUUCUAUUGCUAGUGAUUCGGCGUUAGAUACCUUGAGUGAGAUUCUCGAUAGAAGCGAGGGGAGGAAAUUGGUCGCGUCUGUGAUUCCAGGCGCAGAGACGAAGGGAUCGAAGGGGGUGACGAUUGUGACGAAUUUGAAGCUGGAUGUUCACGAUACCCAGUAUAUGGAGCCGGUUUGGAAAUGGCUCAAUCAGGCCAUGGUGGAGAAGAAAGUCAAGUAUGCUCCUCCGCCUGAGGUAGUUGGAAAUGGACUGGAAGCAGUGCAGGAGGGGGUUGAUCUGUUGGCGAAAGGAGUCAGUGCGAAGAAGCUGGUUGUGUUGGUGUGA